UGCGAGCAUGUUCGAGGUAUUGUGCGCAGUGCUAAUUUUAGCGGUCCAAGCGUCGACGCUGCGUGAUGAUGGCUGCACGAUCACCGAGUUUGAGCAGAUCGAGGACAUUGUCAGCAGUUGCUCCGACAUAUUCGUCGACGAUCUGGUGGUUCCCGGCGGAGAAACGUUGAAUUUGACAUUGAAGCAGGGUGCUAGUGCGACGAUAAGGGGUCAGAUUACAUUCGGGUACACAGAAUGGGGCGGACCUCUUGUACAGAUCUCUGGCAGUGGUAUUACAGUGACAGGCGAAACGGAUAAUGUGUUAGAUGGCCAGGGACAGCUAUACUGGGAUGGUUUGGGAGAGUGGGGAGUGCUGAAACCGAACUUUUUCAACAUCCAAGCUGACGCCAACUCAUUAAUUCAAGGCCUCUACGUGCUCGACUGUCCCUUACACUGCGUUGUGAUCGCGAAUUCCAGUGACGUCACACUUAAGGAUUGGUCGAUAAACAACGCAGCUGGAGAUCGUGAUGUCGCGCCGUUGAACAAAUACAGCCUCAACACGGAUGGCUUCGACAUAUGGAAUUCGACCAACGUCGUAAUUAGAGAUAUGGUCGUAUUCAACCAGGAUGACUGUGUAUCUGUGCGUUCCGGAUCAAAUGUUCUGGUUGACAAUGUUUUCUGCCACGGAAGCAAAGGGAUCAGUAUAUCGGUUGGUUUCAGCAACGAUUCCAUAGAAUCAAACACCUUGGAGAACGUUACGUUUACCAACAGCGUCGUAGUAGGAGGAUGGAAUGCCAUACACAUAAGGACCCAUGCAGAUAGCGGAGAAGGAAUCAUUAAUAAUGUUACGUACGAGAACAUAGUGUUUUCUGGCUUGCAGGAGUACGGGAUCAAUAUCCAGCAAAACUACGUAGACGUUCCCGAAAAUUCCACCUCGAACCCGAGCCCCAGGGACAAUAUUCCGAUAACGAAUCUCAUUUUUAACAAUAUCACGGGAACCGUCGUCCCACAGGCGGUUCCCGUUUACAUCAAUUGCGCAGAUGGCGCCUGCAGCGAUUGGCACUGGCACGGCGUUACAGUGGGUGGAACGGAGGCGAUGAAUAGCUGCAACUACCUUCCCGAAGGUUUUCAAUGCUAAAAAUCGCAUCAAAUGGAUUCUUGCUAGACGAUUUCGUUUGUUAUUCUCUUGCACAUUCAGCUAAUCCUAAUAAUAAUAAUAAAAGGUAUUUAAAAAUUAACCUAUCUGCUAAUUGAAAACAUCCCGGCAAACGGAAGAAAACUCCAUGUUACUUUAAUUAAAUUGCUCAAGGCCUGUGAUUGUCUCCAUCUUCAAAAACUAUGGAUUACCCUAG
Cylas formicarius (sweet potato weevil) is the source of this 1331-nucleotide messenger RNA. RefSeq names its product polygalacturonase-like. Gene Ontology annotation, biological process: pectin catabolic process. Bases 8 to 1117 code for a protein of 369 amino acids. The record is from RefSeq and is a predicted model, not a curated record. Gene Ontology annotation, cellular component: extracellular region. Gene Ontology annotation, molecular function: polygalacturonase activity. The transcript has 5 exons. Lineage: Eukaryota; Metazoa; Arthropoda; Insecta; Coleoptera; Brentidae.